CAAGAAUGACGAUGACCUUUUCCUGUUGUGUGUAGUGACCUCAACGUCACCAAAACACGUGUAGCAGUGACGUCAUGAAAAUGUUGGUUAGGGUGAAAUCCCCGGAUGUUCCUCCUCUUUGCAGCAGUGGCUGAAAGUCAAGAUGCCGGACAAGAAAAAGAAGGCGACGAAGCACUGCUCCCGCAAUGCCACCCUCAUCAAGGGGGUUGGCCGCAACAGCCGCUCUAAGAUGUGGGCCAAGACCUUCAUGUAUGAGCGCAUCAAGAAGGCCCUGAAAAAGCCUAGGGCUAAGACAGAAACCAAGAAAAACACCCGGUUCGUCAACAAAGACAUUGGUGGUGACAAGAACGGAGGCACCAGAAAGGUCCCAGUCAGCAGGACGCCGAAGUACUACCCUACAGAGGACGUCCCCCGCAAACUUCGCAGCAACAAGAAGCCCUUCUCCCAGCACAAGAAGAAGCUGCGCCCUUCCAUCACACCUGGCACUGUCUUGAUCUUGGUGUCAGGCAGGCAUAAGGGAAAGAAAGUUAUUUUCCUGAAGCAGUUGAAAAUGUCUGGUCUUCUUCUGGUCACUGGUCCGUUCAAGCUCAACGCUGUCCCCCUGCGCCGCGUCAACCAGAUCUACGUGAUUGCCACGAAGACAAAGAUCGACAUCUCCGGUGUGAAGCUCCCCUCCCGCCUGAAUGACCGGUAUUUCAAGCGCAAGAGGCUGAGGAAACCCAAGCACCAAGAGGGCGAGAUCUUUGACACGGAGGAAGAGAAAUACUCUGUGAGUCAGGAGAGAAAGGAGGACCAGGUGAAAGUGGACAGUCAGAUCCUGCCACUCCUCACCAAUGAGAAACACCUGAAGAGCUACAUGCGCUCCACCUUCUCCCUCAAGAACGGCCAAUACCCACACGAGAUGGUGUUCUAACAUGUCGGCUAUCUGUACUGACUAAAAACAUUCAAUAAAAACCAGAUCGAAAUACGAGA
Messenger RNA from Branchiostoma floridae (Florida lancelet), 972 nucleotides. Its product is annotated as 60S ribosomal protein L6-like. The record is from RefSeq and is a predicted model, not a curated record. Gene Ontology annotation, biological process: cytoplasmic translation; ribosomal large subunit assembly. The coding region runs from base 143 to 913 and encodes 256 amino acids. Gene Ontology annotation, cellular component: ribosome; cytosolic large ribosomal subunit. The transcript is spliced from 7 exons. Gene Ontology annotation, molecular function: RNA binding; structural constituent of ribosome. NCBI's taxonomy places the organism in Eukaryota, Metazoa, Chordata, Leptocardii, Amphioxiformes, Branchiostomatidae.